This is a messenger RNA of Biomphalaria glabrata, 4230 nucleotides long. RefSeq names its product aldo-keto reductase family 1 member B1-like. Gene Ontology annotation, molecular function: aldose reductase (NADPH) activity. The record is from RefSeq and is a predicted model, not a curated record. The transcript is spliced from 10 exons. NCBI's taxonomy places the organism in Eukaryota, Metazoa, Mollusca, Gastropoda, Planorbidae. Bases 101 to 1057 code for a protein of 318 amino acids. Gene Ontology annotation, cellular component: cytosol.
AGUUCAAAGGCCACGGCUGUAACCCAAGGCACGUCUGCAUUUUUGGAUACAAAACCGUCUGUGUGACUACUGACUGUUCUGUUGGAAUUUAUAAUUUAAUAUGGCAAAAAAAUAUAUUGAGACAGAACGCAUACGAUUAAGCAGUGGAAGACAAAUUCCAGUUCUCGGUUUAGGAACUUGCGCUCCUCUGCAGAGUGAAGAGGAGAUUAUUGAAGCUGUGAAAUCUGCAUUACGCUCUGGAUAUCGUCAUAUUGACUGUGCUGCCAUUUACAGAAAUGAAAGAGCUGUUGGUCAUGCACUUAAAGAAGCUUUUGUCAUGGGAAUAGUGAAAAGAGAAGAUCUCUUUAUCACCAGCAAACUAUGGAAUACUUGUCACAAACCUGAACUAGUUCUUCCAAGUCUCAAAAAGACAUUAGAUGACCUAGGACUAGAGUAUUUAGACCUUUAUCUCAUGCACUGGCCAAUGGCUUAUAAAGAAGGUGGAGAAAUGAAUCCACUAGAUGAAAAUGGUAAAGCCAUAAGCUCUGAUGUUGAUUACAUAGAUACCUGGCAAGCCAUGGAAGAUUGUCGAGACAUGGGGAAAACACGAGACAUAGGUUUGAGUAGUUUUAAUAGCCAACAAAUUCAAAGAUUAUUAGAUUCAGCUAGAAUACCACCAGUAGCCAUACAGCUUGAAGUCAAUUGCUACAAUACCAAUAAGAAGCUGGUGGAAUUUGCCAAGUCUAAGGGUUUAGUUGUCGUAGCAUUUUCCCCCUUAGGAACACCCAGUAAAGGUGCAGAGUUCCAGCUUUUACAAGAACCUGUGAUACAAGAGAUAGCUGAUAGCCACAAAAAGACACCAGCUCAGGUUGCUAUAAGAUAUUUGAUCCAACAAGGUUUGGCUACAGUACCCAAGAGUGUAACCGCCAGACGCAUAGCAGAAAAUACAGAGGUGUUUGACUUUAAACUAACAGAUGAGGAAAUCUCUAAACUUGAAACACUGAAUAGAAACUACAAAGUGUAUAGUGAGAAAAUAGCUGUCAACCACAAAUAUUACCCUUUUAAUGCAGACUUCUGAUAGAUUGCCCACCACAAGUUGUUUUAGAUGCCUGUUACCUGCCACAGUUGCCAUUGUGAUUCUACAAGCUUUUUUUUUUAACAUGCACAUGUUUUUAGUGUGAGGAUGUUUGAAUCAGUGUGUUCUAUAUAGGUUAGGGUUGCUUUGAAAGUAUUUCAAUUAGCUCUUUCAAUAUGAUUUUAUGUUUUGAAUAGCUUUGAUUGACAUUGUGAACUGUUAACUAUGAAUGGUAUGCCAAAGAUUAUCAUUUUUGAUUUAUUGUAAAUACUUUUUGAUUCUGUACAUAUUCUUGCAAGUAUUACUUAUCAAAUCAUUUUUUUAAAUGUAUUUUCCUUGUAUUUUAUUAAUGAUACAUUUUGAUUUGGGUUUCUCUGUCACAUGUAAGGAAUGUUUUUUUUUUAUUGUUUAAACCAUUCUUAAUAUGUUGAUAAAAUAGGUCUAGACCACUCUCAAAUGUUGAUCUUUUCAGAUAGAAACUCCAUUCAUUUCUUACAAUUUUUUUUUUUUUGUUUAAACUCCAAAAGGUGAUGCCAUAAAUGAUUUGUUCACUGUUGAUAUUGAAAUUGAGGGCUACAACAGCUGUGCCUUACCUGGUUUUGUUCAUCAUCUGUUUUAGAAUGUUGGUUGUUUUUAGGUUUAUAGAGAGUCCAACCUUUUUUUUUAUUUUGAUGGGGGAUAGGUAGCUUAGAACUAGUUGCCAAGCCAAAGGUCUGUGGUUAAACUCCCAAUAUGAAUAUUGUAAUGGAACUAUAGGUUGUUCUGUCAGACAUUGAUGUUUGUCCUCUCACAAAUAAUGUAGGUCACUUGUAGGAACCAGUUUCUGCUCAAUAAGCACCUCUCUUAAAGGUGACUGUUUUAUUUUUCAACUUAAGCAGAAUUUCUUUGUAUAAUAGCACAUCAUAGCACAUGUCUUGUGCUUGUAUUGUUGUUGCUACUUAAUAUGCUUUGAUUUCAUUGUGAAAAAAACAAAUAACUGAAAGUCUUGGGUGAAUGUUAACAUAAGACAUUUAGACAUUGAAUUGAAAGUCUAAGGUGAAUGAUUAGGUCAUUUACUUUAAACAGACAUUGAAAUUAAAAUUUAAAAAAUUUCUUACUAGUGACAUAGACUGUUACUAUGUAAGUUUAUUGUGAAAUGUAUCUUAUAUUAUUUCCAAUGUUAAUGAGAUUGAUAAAAAGACUUGUUAUAAAAUGGUUCUUUAAACAGAGUGAAACAUUUGCUUUUAAAUGUUAGAAUGAUUUUAAAAUUGAAAAAAAAAUAAAAAAAUUGUAGGACUUUUUUUUUUCAUUAUGUUCAAAUUUCUACACAUAGAAUUCACUAAUCAUCCUUUUUUUUUAAAUGUUAAUAUUUUUGUAAAGCCCUAACCAGAGUUGAAUGUCCAUCAUUAAACUGUAUUUUGAGUGAACUAGAGCUGGUCUGGUGUUAAAGACCUUUCUAAUAAAUUGUCUGUCAAAGUGAAGCUAAACAACUAGUUAAAGAAAGAUUUUAAAAAAAUGGGUUUGUCUAAUUUGAAAACUCCACAACUUAAGUGAUUUGUGCACACAUUUGAAGCUAAAUCCGUCAGUUUCAGUUUAAGACCAAUACAUUGACUGUUUUUAGGAACUAAUGGGCCAAUCGUUUAACACUUGGCGGCCUAGUCAAGGCCACAAAAAAAAAUUUGAUUGAUACAUUUGUUAGUUGUAAAUUAGUUGAAGGUUGUAAAGCAUCAAGUAAACUUGACCACUUUACACCUUGACUGGAUACAAUGCAAGUAUUAGUUCAGCUCAAAAUAAAAACCUAAAUGCUUCAUUUGGUCCUGACUUCUAGAAAACUACUAAAACUCAAAUGGUACCCAGAAAAUAUAAAAAUAUCAUUCUGAGUCGAACAUAUUUUCUAAAGAAAUCUUUAAUUUUUAAAAUAUAUUUGGAAUCCAGUAUUGGAUUGAAUUUGGUUAGUUCUGUCACAUUGAGAGUUCGAGUCUCAAGAUUUUAAAAAAAUGUUGUUUUUUUUUUCACAUAAGGUGGAAGUCUACUGGUAACUUUCUUUUUUACUGAAUUGAUGUCAACACAAAUUGUUAGUUUGUACUGGUGAAAGCUGAAACUAAAGCUCAUUUAUAUGAGAGUAAACAAGGGUUGCAAUGUGUCUUAUACAACAAAUGCUACAUUUGUGUGAUGUUUACAUAUAAUUUUUAAAUCAGAACUUUAGUUCAUAAUGGACAGUUUUAUUCUAAUUUUUUACCAAUACUCUUGUAAAGAAACAUUUUUUUUAAUCAUUGUCAUCACUCUGUGUUAUUUAGCGAUCAGAUCAUGCCAUCAGCAUUAAUUUAUAUGUAUGUCUCCAUAGUUUGAGAACCAUCAUCCUUUUCUAUCCACUGUUGACAUUGUCUUGUUCUUCACAGUUGUUUUGGUCUAUAUUGGUCAGUGACAGAUAAUGGCUAACAAUAUAGGGAGGAGAAGAUUCACUCUAUAUUGGUCAGUGACGGAUAAUGGCUUACAUUGUAAUAUAAAUACCUAUAUGCACAUCAUGUCUAAAUGUACUGUAUCCUCUGGCUCUUGAGAUCAUGCUUCAAUACAUAUAUGCACUUUGCCAGUGGGUCACAAUGUCCACUCCUUCAUCUUACCCCCAAAAGGAAGGAAGCUUCAUCAAUUGUGACUGACUGGUUUAUAGCAGCUUCAACAUAUACAUUCUAUUUGGACUAUUAGACUUGUUGUAAUGUGAUUGCUUUUUAUAAUUAACCCAGAGCUAUUGACUUGUUAAUGCAAACAAUAAGUGUUUAUUUUAUUAUAUAUAUAUAACUAUAUCAGUAUAUAAACUGCCCAGCGUCAUUUGCAUUGAAUCUUCUGAGACAAAAAUAAACAGAUGUGUUCCAGAUGAAACCAAACUUCCAUUUCUUUUGCUGGUUAGAGAAAACCAAUGAUUCAUAAACAACAGCUAAUGUACUAGAGAAAAUGUGUUUGUCUUUGCCUGUUUCUCUGUUAAAGCCUUCUAUCUUAUAGGAUUGCCUUGUACCCUAGAACUAAAACUUUUUUUGAUUGGGAUAGCUGAAGUAUUGUUUUUAAUUAAUGAUUUUUUCCCCCAAUGUUAUAUUUAGCUUUACUGUUGGCCAGAUUUCUUGGAUAAAGUCUUACAGUUGUAAAUAUACGUUUGAUUUCUACAUGCAUUUAUUUCUUCUGAUUAAAAAUGUCAUCUCUUAGAA